AUGGUCAUAAAUUAUCCUUCGUCUCUCUCCACCAUGCCUACCCAGUCUGUACCUUCCUCGCCUAUACCUACCUUCAUCGAUGUCCACGCCAAAGACCGCCGCCAUAUCCUAGGAAUACUGUCGCGCAAAGUGCUGCAAAAUACCAUUGCCACCGUCGCCCACUCUCCCAAACUCGUCGCCCAGGCUAUCUUCCCCGGCACCGACGAAAACUCGCAAGAUGCUGUGUUGAAGGAGAAUAUUAUGCGUCGCAUUGUUCGCAAGAGUCGUAACCAUUACGCCGCAAAACCACCCAAGGCGAGCUCGAUUCCCCCAAUUCCCCCGCCAAUGCAACGUGUUUUGCGCUCGAUUCCUAUUGGCGCUGAAGGCUUUGUCGAACCGAUCCAUGUCCCAGCUAUCCCCAAGAAUUCCACUCUCAAACCCAGACGCGAUGACUACUUCAACCUCCCCCCGCCCCUGACCCCGAGCGAAAACCGUGCGAUCAUGUGCUUGUCUGCAUCCCAGCCCAACAACAGCGACGCUCAAAGCAACGCAAUGCUUGUUCUCUCUGACGAGCGCCAGACUUCGCGGCUUCAGAUCGACGCGCUGUCCUCCCAAAUCACGGCCCUCCGUCGCAACGAGCCGGCUCCCGAUUCUGCACUGGCAAGUCAGCAGCAACUCACGGUCGCCAACAGCAGCAGCACCCUUGCGACGCUGAAGCCCAAUGCUUCCCAGACCAGCCUUGCUCCGCCUAUGCUGACUCAUGCCCGCUCCUCAGGCUCCCAGCGCGAAACCUUUCAUGUCGUCCGUGAGCUCGGUCCGGACACGGCCGAUGAAGCGAUUCUCCGAGUUUUCCGUCGCAAGAGCUAUCAGGAGCCGUCCACCCAGUUCGAGCAUGGCAGCGACCCGACACCGUUGUGGUAG
Mycena indigotica is the source of this 900-nucleotide messenger RNA. RefSeq lists its product as uncharacterized. The record is from RefSeq and is a predicted model, not a curated record. The coding region runs from base 1 to 900 and encodes 299 amino acids. The transcript has a single exon. Lineage: Eukaryota; Fungi; Basidiomycota; Agaricomycetes; Agaricales; Mycenaceae.